Xenopus tropicalis (tropical clawed frog) is the source of this 2052-nucleotide messenger RNA. RefSeq names its product F-box protein 21 (gene fbxo21). The transcript is spliced from 12 exons. NCBI's taxonomy places the organism in Eukaryota, Metazoa, Chordata, Amphibia, Anura, Pipidae. Gene Ontology annotation, molecular function: DNA binding. The record is from RefSeq and is marked provisional. The coding region runs from base 25 to 1878 and encodes 617 amino acids.
CGUCAAACAUGUAAACAAGGCAAAAUGGCAGCUUCCUUAACGAUAGCCGGAUCAAGCAGCACUGAAGACUUUUCAGCAGAUGAUACACUGUCCCCACCUGGCAUAGCUCAGCUUCCCUGUGAGAUCGUGGAACACAUACUGUGCAGCGGCAGCCUCGGCCAUGAGGAUAUCGUUAGUAUGAGCUGUACGUGCCGGCGGCUAAGGGAUGCGUGUGCUGGGCGGGGGAAAGUCUGGAGGCGACAGCUGUUUGACAGAUGGCCAUCUUUAAAGAAGUAUUACAGUCCCUUGGAUUCUUUGGACUGGAAGGAAGAGUACAAAACUCGACAUAAUGCGGGGAUAGCAACACACGCAACUGUGGCAUCCUUCACUAAGCAGCUUGUUGUAGAGCAUCGCAUUCCAUGUGAAAGUUAUAAUGAUCUGGAUAGUCUUGGAUAUCCUGCACAUUUUGUUGAGGAUGAGUUAUUAGCCAUCGUGAAUAGUGAAAACAGAAAAUGUUUGUCGCUGAAAUACUGCGCAAAGAAGCUCCUGUAUUUUAUGCGCCAGGAAGCAACAAUGUGCAGACUGAAAGACUUCCUUCAGCAACCUGUAGAGCAUCAGGACAUUUUAGAAGGUGCUGUCCUGAUUGACCAAUACUGUAACCCACUGGAAGAUGUGUGUCUUGAGAAAAUUCAGGCACAGAUAGAAAGUAUACUAAUCAAAGUUAAAGCUACUUUAAGUGCAAGAAAUACCAGACAUCCCAGCUUGUCUUUGCAGGCAGGUGGAAUGUGUUAUAUUGAAGAUGUGGAUUUGCAGCAACAGGCUCUGGAUUCUCUCAACCAUGUCCUCUUUGUUGAACAAAUGUUCAAGGGCAAUGUGGCGGAUUUCUAUAAUCCACUGAAUUCCUACAUCCACCAGGUUCUUAUCACCAAGACUGGUAUACCAAUCAGCCUCUCCGUAUUGUAUUUAACCCUUGCUAGUCACCUGGGGGUGGAGCUUGAGCCUGUCAAUUUCCCCCAUCAUUUCAUGCUCAGAUGGUGCCAAGGUCCUCCUGGGAGUUCGAACAUCUCAGACUAUCUUUAUGUUGAUGCAUUUGGUGGGGGCAGACGCCUGACUGCAAAAGAGUGUGAAUGCAUGAUUGGGCAACAUGUAACAGAAGAAUUCUAUGCAGCUGUCAAUACCAAGGAAGUCAUGCAGCGCAUGGUGGGAAACCUUCUCAACCUUGGCAAAAGGGAAAGCAAAGACCGGAGCUUUAUGCUGCUCAGAGUGUCCUUGGAGCUUUACCUAGUGAUGUACCCAGACAGUGUUCAGCACCUGCUCCUCCAGGCCAGGCUGUACUUCCACCUAGGAAUAUGGCCAGAAAAGGUCCUGGACAUCCUGCAGAACAUCCAGGCACUGGACCCUUCACAGCAUGGUGCUGUUGCUUACCUAGUCCAGCAUACUCUGGUGCAUAUAGAGAAACGGAAAGAAGAGAAUGCACUUGAUUGCAAACUGCGGUCCAAUGAGAACCAAGUCUCCUACUCCAUAGGGCUUGUUGUCCGGCACAAGAGGUAUGAUUACAGCGGUGUCAUUUUUGGCUGGGAUCCUUUUUGCAUGAUGCCACCAGACUGGAUUGACAACAUGGAUAUACACAGCUUGUCUCAAGGAGCUGACCAAGCAUUUUAUAACGUGUUGCUGGAAGAUGGCUCCUGCAGUUAUGUAGCACAAGAGAAUCUUGAGCCCCAUCCGUCACCAAAAGAAAUCCGCCACCCUGAGAUUGGUCUUUACUUUUCCGAAUUUACGGGAACAUACUACAUUGCAAAUGAAAACCUACAGCUGCAGUACCCAGAGGACCCAGAAUUCACUCUCUCCUUUCAUCAGACCUCAGAUGAACAGUCUAAUUCUCCCCAGCAUGAAUCCUGAAGCACAUGUUCUUGUAUUACUUUUCUACGCACGUGUACGCAGUCCUGCUACUACAGGAUACGUCAGAGGUAAAAAAAAGCUGCUGUUUCAAGUCGGAGGCAGCUUGGGUCAAGAUAAAUUGGUGCUGCAGCAGGAAUAAGCUGCAAAAUAGCAUUAAAUACAUUUCUAAACUCA